GCCGCACAGUAAAUAUUUGUAUUAGCCGGAGCCGGCUCGCUAAUGGUGGACGCGUGAGGCGGAGGGCGGCCGGAGCGGGCAGCGCGGCGGCGCCAUGUCCGUGAACAUGGACGAGCUGAAGCACCAGGUCAUGAUCAACCAGUUCGUGCUGACGGCGGGCUGCGCGGCCGACCAGGCGAAGCAGCUGCUGCAGGCGGCCCACUGGCAGUUCGAGACGGCCCUGAGCGCCUUUUUCCAGGAGACCAACAUCCCCUACAGCCACCACCACCACCAGAUGAUGUGCACUCCCGCCAACACCCCUGCCACGCCCCCCAACUUCCCCGAUGCCCUCACCAUGUUCUCCCGGCUCAAGGCCUCCGAGAGCUUCCACGGUGGCGGCAGCGGCAGCCCGAUGGCCACGACAGCCACGUCGCCCCCGCCACACUUCCCCCAUGCCGCCACCAGCAGCUUCGCGACACCCAGCUGGCCAGCCGCGGCCUCGCCCCCCGGGGGCCCACAGCACCACCAGCCGCAGCCGCCCCUGUGGACUCCGGCACCCCCUUCCCCGGCUUCAGACUGGCCACCCCUGGCCCCCCAACAAGCCGCCUCAGAACCGAGGGCCCACCCAGCCAUGGAGGCGGAGAGAUAAGGGAGGCCCCUCCCCCCUCCCGGAGGCCAGGACCCCUGGGGCGGGGGAGAGGACGUCUCUGCGGGCCCCCUUCACCCCUUCUCUGCGCCCCGGAGCCCUGGAGCCCUGGGGGAGCCUGGACUCCAGCCAGGCAGGGAUGUGUCUUGCGCCAGCAUGCACAGUUGUACGCAUGGGAGUUCGCGGAAGCACAGGCGUGAGGCACCCCGCUCGCAUGGACUCAAUUCAGAGUGGUCUGGGUACCUGGUGGACAGAAUCCAGAGGCCCCGGCCCGGCCUGGCCCGGGGUGCUGCAGGAGACCGCUCGCUGGAGACGGCGCUGGUUCCUGACCUGGAGCCCUCUCCGCAUGUGUGCUCGUAGCUGUGUUUGUGUAUUUAUGCGACUCUUCAAAAGGCAACCUAGUUUUGGGGGCAGCUGGACUUUGCAUGUUAGGUGAGCCCCUUGCCCGCAGCCCCUCUCCCUAGGGCCCUGCCUCCCCUCAUCCCACCCCCUUGCCAGCCAGCAUUGCUGUUCCCUGCUGAGAAAAGGACCACAGGAGACUCCAGGACUCCCCUGCCGUUCCAGCGUGUGCCUGCUGGGGCAGCCUGCAUGCCUCCCCCAGAGCCCGGGGUAUUGAUACCCAUUUCCUUCUCCCCUUUUAACAAAAGAGAGAACUCCAAACCACCA
Messenger RNA from Lepus europaeus (European hare), 1291 nucleotides. It is a transcript of the gene UBALD1, whose product is annotated as UBA like domain containing 1. The transcript has 3 exons. Gene Ontology annotation, molecular function: protein binding. The coding region runs from base 95 to 628 and encodes 177 amino acids. The record is from RefSeq and is a predicted model, not a curated record. NCBI's taxonomy places the organism in Eukaryota, Metazoa, Chordata, Mammalia, Lagomorpha, Leporidae.